AUGUCCACCUCCGAUACUAUCAGGCAUACUUCCGGGCGAAGCACAUUCCGAGCUUUGCCCAUAUCACCCGAAGGAAUUUUUUGGGAAGAUGACUUUAUCACGUCAGAGCACGAGCAGCGACUCAUCUCUAUAUUCCAGAAUGACCUAGAAUGGCCCGAUCGUCCAGGUCGUAUAUCACUUCAUUAUGGGUAUACCUUCGAUUACAAGACUUUUGGCAUUGAUCCGGACAUUCCAUACAAAGAGUUCCCCGAUUGGCUCCAGCCGCUGAUCCCAAUGACGGAGUCACGACCUCCAGACCAAGUCUGUUUGCAAUUCUACCCUCCGGGGGCAGGCAUCCCUCCUCAUGUAGACGCGCAUGGACCCUAUGACCAACUCUAUGCGCUGUCAAUUGGGGGUCCAGCGGUGAUGCAAUUCCGCAAGGGGGAAGAACGAGUUGACAUUGACCUGGCCCCUCGAAGCAUGAUGCAAAUGACGGGAGAGUCGAGGCUUCAUUGGACUCAUGGCAUCAAAAAGCGCAAGAAUGAUACUUUGCCGGACGGGACGCAGCGGCCGCGUACGAAACGCUGGAGCUUGACAUAUCGCUGGCUUCGACCAGGGGGGGGUGUGAAUGCGGGAAUCUCGUGCACUGCGAUACCGCUCAGCGCCGGCUGGGCGUGGAAAAGGAGAAGAGAUCCGUACAGGCGCUCGCUGCUCCGAAGGAGGCUGAGAAUAACGCCUCCGAAUGAGCAAAGUUUGAUAGUACAGUCGCACUUCCGUGGUCAUCAAGCUUUGCUGUUAGGACGGCCUAGCGGGGUCCUGGCUGUGCUCUAUUUGCACAAGAGUAUGGGUUCGAGUGGAAUCACACACAUUUGGAAUGAUUGCUUGUGUGCCAUGUUAGCUAUCCGGAGCGACAGCGGGGAAUUCUUCAGUCUCAGUGAUUCGGGUUGGUUCACAACAGGGACUCGAAAGUCGCCAAUGGAUCUCUUGACUUCGAGCAAGCGUUCUCGAAGCAACGGCGCCAAGGCCGUUCUCAAAACGGAUCUUUGA
Molecule: messenger RNA, 1026 nt
Organism: Penicillium diatomitis
Lineage: Eukaryota; Fungi; Ascomycota; Eurotiomycetes; Eurotiales; Aspergillaceae
Exons: 1
Coding region: 1-1026 (341 amino acids)
Biological process (GO): oxidative demethylation
Molecular function (GO): oxidoreductase activity; demethylase activity
Source: RefSeq, a predicted model, not a curated record